Messenger RNA from Apis laboriosa (Himalayan honeybee), 1754 nucleotides. Its product is annotated as putative odorant receptor 92a. NCBI's taxonomy places the organism in Eukaryota, Metazoa, Arthropoda, Insecta, Hymenoptera, Apidae. The coding region runs from base 466 to 1668 and encodes 400 amino acids. Gene Ontology annotation, molecular function: olfactory receptor activity; odorant binding. The transcript has 5 exons. Gene Ontology annotation, cellular component: plasma membrane. Gene Ontology annotation, biological process: detection of chemical stimulus involved in sensory perception of smell; sensory perception of smell. The record is from RefSeq and is a predicted model, not a curated record.
AAGUUCUUAAAUCUAAAAAUUAAUCUAAAUUUAUUAUUAAUAUUAUUUUACCUUUCUUGUGUAAUGUAAUGAAAUUAUAUUUUUCUUAAAAGAUAUCACAAAAAAUUACAAAUAACUUUAUACUAUUACUGUUCUUCUCUUAAAGAAUCUAUAGAAUAUUAUAAUUCGAUAUGCACUAAACACAGUUGAAGUUCCAACUAUAUUACAACAAUGUUCGUUCCCUCUACAACGUUAGCUAUUCAUUACACUGUAAAUAAAAAAUUAUAUGAAAUAGAGAAGGAUAUACAAAACGAUGACAAUAAUAUUGAACAUGUUUUGAAUGAAGGGGAAAUAAAAUUCUAUGUUUUGGUAUCUAAUUUUAUCUAGUUUAAAUUAUAAAGAAUUUCCUGUGAAGAAGUUUCGUUGAAAUACGCAUAUAAGGAAAUAUUUUAGUUGCAAACAUCAAAUUUUGCAUAAAGGGGAAAUAUGAAAAAACCGUUUAAUAAAUCGAUUGAUUAUUAUAUACUACCAAAUAAGAUUUUCUGUAGUAUAGCUGGAAUGUGGCCUAUCGAUGAGAAAAGUUCAAUAUUCAGUAAAAUAUUUGCAUAUGUUCGUUUGAUAUUUGGAUUAAUAGUAGUUAGUAGUUUUUUCAUACCUGAAAUUAUAAUAAUAAUAAUGAAUUGGAAAAAUAUAAAAAUCAUAGCAGGGAUAGGCUGUGUUUUAACAACAAUUACACAAGUAUUAUUUAAAAUGAUAUAUCUAAUAGCGAGAAGAGAAAAAACAUAUUCACUUUAUUACAAAAUACGAAGUCUGUGGAAUUCUUCUAAUGAUUCUAAAGAAAGACCUUACGAAGAAUUCGCUUAUUGGGCACGAAUUUUUUCGAUAAUUUUUUAUUCAUCUUGCAUGUGCAAUGUAUUCACAUUCUCUAUUGCUGCGGCUAUUGAUUAUUUUAAAUUCGAAUAUAAUGCCAAUAACACUGAAAAUAAUCGACAUUUACCUUUUAUUGUUUGGUAUGGAACAGACAUUUCCACAUCUCCAAGCUUCGAAAUUGCAUUUUUUUAUCAAAUUAUAUCAUCUUCAAUUUGUGCUGCUGUCAUUUCUGGCUUGGAUACUUCGCUUAUGACUAUUAUAUUACAUGUAUCUGGACAAUUUAAAUUGAUCAAUAUUUGGAUCAAUAAUAUUGGAAUUGAAAUAAAUUGCAAUCCUAAUUACAUACAAAAAUUAAAAAUAGAUUUAAUCAAAUGUAUUCGUCAUCAUCAACAAAUAAUACAUGUGGUAAAUAAAAUGAAUAAUUUAUUUACUCCUAUCAUUUUCAUUCAACUUCUUACGAGCGGAAUUGAAAUUUGUUUAAGUGGAUACGCAAUACUUGAUAAUGAUUCAGCGAAUGCUGAUCUACUGAAAUUUAUAUCUUAUUUCAUUUCCAUGGGAAUACAACUUUUAUUAUGGUGUUGGCCUGGUGAAAUCCUUAUUCAAGAAAGCCAAGAAAUAGGACAUGUAAUCUAUCUCAAUAUACCGUGGUAUAAUCUUCCCCCGAUUUAUCAGAAAUAUCUUUGUUUUAUGAUUGUUAGGUCGCAACAAUAUUGUCGUAUCACAGCAUUAACUUUCCAAACAUUAUCUAUUUGUACAUUGACAAGUGUAUUCAACUCUAGUGCUUCAUAUUUUACUUUAUUACGACAAAUACAACAGUAAACUUCAAAAAAAAUGAUAAACGCUAUCUACGAUUUUGUUCAUUAAAAACAAAUGCUAGAAAAGAUAAUCAAAUGUACACCUCUAAC